AUGAGUAGCCUUCAGCGCAGAAAAACUGGAGCAACAAAAAGACUGAGUGGAAAACUGAGGAAGCACAAUGAUGAUAGAGAAUCUGAGAGAAAAUGUGUGUCUGCCGUAGUACAGCUGUGCACUGUGGGAAUGGAGGAGGAUGGAGAGAGAGAAGAGAGAAAGAGAGCGAGAGAGGGAAGUGAGAAACAGAGAAUUAAAAGACAACUCGGCUUGUCCUCGGUGGAGGCUUUAUCUCUGCUGCACACUCAGCUGUUGUCUGUCCUACAACAACACAGAGAGAGCUGUAUAAAAGAUGGCCACUGGAAGGCAGCAUGGAGCAGAUGUUUUCUGCAUCACUCUGUGCGUUGGUCCAGUCUUCACUGGUCAGGGGUUUUACUGACAACCCUGUGUGCAACAAGUCUGAUCACCUGCCAUGUGUUUGAACCAAACAGUGACAGCACAGCUUUGAUUGGCGGAUGCACAGUGUUGCUUCUUCUUCUGACUGGGCUGAUUGCCAUGACAGUCCUCCAGUGGCUGAAGAGAGAGGAGAUGCCCCGCAGAGUGGAGACUUUACUGAACACUUUACAGGAGUUCUUGAAGCAUCCUUCCUCUGAUUGGCUAAGAGGCACAGAGGACUUGUUCACCCCACCCUGCCCAGCCGUUUCACGACAAUGGACCUAUCGUGACGGGAAACUGGUCAAUCUACCUGUCAGUCUCCUGGUGGAGGGUGAUAUCAUCUCUUUACGCAGUGAAGCGCCAACUGAACUAAGAGGAAUUCAGUUUACUAGAAAGAGGCCCAGCGCCUUUUGUGCUGGUGCUGCUUCUGGUGCUGAAUCUGUUGCGUAUUUUGUUUGGCGCUCCUGGUGUGGGACCGUGGCCUGUCACACUCCUGCAGCUACCUGUGAAUGGUGUUUUGCCUUUGUUGCCCCUGACUUUCCCCCUGCUUUGGGUUCCUGUGUGCAUGUACGGAGAGGCCCGUGUUCUUUUACAGAUGGGCUCACAGCCAGCGGACUGGAAAUGUGGAAGUUGGCCUGCAAGAAAUGUUACUCAGUGUUCUGGGGUCAAACAUCGACACUCUGCCACACUGCUAGUUUGCUACACAGUCUGGGAUCUGUAACUGUCCUGUGUUGUGUUGAUAAGCAGGGCAUUCUCUCAUGGCCCAGUCCAAACCCUGAGAAGAUUCUGUUCUUUAGCAGGUCCAUCUCAUCACAAGAGACAGAAAGACAGAGGCAAAAAGAGGCAAAGAGAGAAAGAGACAAAGAAAAAGUCGGCCUGAAGAUCCGCUCACUCUGCAGUCUGCAGAUGUUAAGUUUGUCGGUGGGUCAGGCUCAGUGCGAUGACACACGGGUGCAGUUUGAUGACACAUGCUGGCAGCGUCACGCCCCCUCUCUUCGGCCUCUGGGAUUGGCUGUGCAGUUGGUCCUCUGUGACCCUGGAGUCACCACCCGCAUACUCCGCCUCUCUGACCACCUGACCCAUGCCGCGCUGGUGCGCACUCGACCCCCGUGUCAGCCAGUCCACCCACCCUGGGGCCUCUGCCAUCUACCGAGGAUUCUGGGCUUCUCCACCUCCGCGAAGGAGCCUUUCGAGCAGAGAAUGAGUGUGGCAGCCUACACCCUGCCCUCCAUCUCCUGCCCUGGAGACCCGGGGAUCAUUGCUCCACCUUCUGUGUCAAUGAGACGGCUUCCUUUCUCACAUCUCAUAGCGCUGCUGGUGCACCACACUUACACCGGUGAUCUUCAGUUGUUCUCAUAUGGCUCGGCUGACGUAAUUUUGGGUGCAUGCACUGAAUUCUGGGAUGGAGAGGAUAUACAACCCCUCACAGACUCCGACAGGAAGAAAGUUGUGGAUUUUUAUCAGCGUUCCUGUAUGGCUGGUCAGUGUGUUGCUGUUUCCUUUAAGCCGCUGUUACAACCACAUGACCCACAAAUAGAUGACACCUGUGUGGAACUGCCUUUGAACCACAGUACUGACACUACAGAUGACGUCUCUAUCACACCCCUCAGGCAGCAGAUCUUUCUGGGUCUGGUGUCCUCACAGUACCAAGCCCGUCCUGAUGUGGUCAGACUUAUCUCAGGGCUGGACAGUGCUUGCAUUCGUUUUGUCUAUUUUUCCAGUGAAGAGGAAGUUCGGAGUAAGGUGUUUGCUGAGAAAAUGGGACUGGAGACGGGAUGGAACUGUCACAUCUCCCUCCAAUCAGAGAGCUUCCCUCUCGACCCAGAUAACGUGGAGGAGCCGGUGACCAAGGAAGAGGAGGAAAUUCUGCUGAGAGACAGUGUCAGAGAGAGGGCAGAGUCAAGAGCAAUGGAGCAUGAUGGAGCAUGUCUCAUCAAGGACCUAAACAGGGCCAAACUUCCAAAAGGAAUAGAGAAUGUGAGGCCACAUCUGGAGGACAUUGAUAAUGUUCCGUUGCUGGUCCCUUUAUUUACAGACUGCACAUCACAGACUGAAUGUGAGAUGGUGUGUAUCAUGCAGGAGUAUGGAGAGGUCGUGUGCUGCCUCGGGAGCAGUCAAAACAUCGACAACAAUGACAUUUUCUUACAAAGUGAUAUCAGCAUUGCUUUAGAUCCUCUGGUUCCCACACGUUGUUGGUCCAAUUCUGAUGCAGCUUUGAACACAUCAGACUCUUUAAGUGUAAUUCAGCUCUCUAGCGCCAUCUGUGGGUUGGCUUGCACAGUACAGUUUAACCAACAAGACAACAACACCGUCAUCAGGCUCAUCAAACAGGCACGUCACACCACGGCAGGCAUCAGAAAGUGUUUUCUGUUUUUGCUCCAGUGUCAGCUGUCCCUUGUCCUCAUUCAGAUUCUGGCAUGUGUGUGUCAACUUCCUCCUCCUCUGGGCACAAGUGAUGUCCUCUUUCUGUCCUGUUUCUAUUUUCCCUUACUGAGUGUGUCCCUUCUGGGAAAGCCAUCUGACAAUUCCAUCAUGAAAGUUCCUACUGGGAAAAAUCUCAGAUUCAUACCAAAAAAGACAUUGCGGUUGUUUGUGCUGUGUUUCCUGGUGAAGUUUGGUCUCACCGUGUGCACCUUUCUCACAUGCUUUGGCCUCAUGCUGCACAGCUUCUGUCUUGAUAUUAACCAUCAAGAUGAAGAUCUGUGUCACCCAACAUCACUGCUCAUGAAUUCAACAGUGUGGUCUCCUGACUGGUACGGCAGGCACUCAGAUGGUCUAAGUCUGGCGCAGAAAGUCAUCGCCUUUCUUGUGCUGCUCAAUGCCAUGUGUACAUCUAUCAGUCAUGUGCAUCGCUCAGCUCCCAUGUGGAAACAGAGCCCGCUGAGCAACCAUUGCUGGUGUGCUGUCAUCUGCAUUGUGCCAGUUCUUAAUGCUUCUUUGGCAAUGGUUUCCCGCUUCUUGUGGCAUGACCCUGACCACAUGUUCUGUAUCUCGGAUAUUCCCAUGGCAUCCUGGGUGUUAGGAAUCCUCUGGCUGAUCCCGCUGGUCUUUAUCAACGAGGGCAUCAAACUGCAUGAGAUCAGGAUGAGGGUGAGAUACCAGAAACGACAGAAGCUUCAAUUUGACACCAAACUCGGCAUGAACUCCCCUUUUUGAUACGUCUGUCAAAAACAAGUCACAAAAAUACAUACACACCCUUUCAUAUUGACACCAGAAUUAAAUAAAAUACAGAUUCGGUAUUAACAGUGUUGACCUUUAGGUGGCAGUACUGCAAUGAGAACAAAAUUAGCAACCUCUAAAAAACACACUCU
Sinocyclocheilus anshuiensis is the source of this 3686-nucleotide messenger RNA. Its product is annotated as transmembrane protein 94-like. The record is from RefSeq and is a predicted model, not a curated record. The transcript has 28 exons. The coding region runs from base 1 to 3531 and encodes 1176 amino acids. NCBI's taxonomy places the organism in Eukaryota, Metazoa, Chordata, Actinopteri, Cypriniformes, Cyprinidae. Gene Ontology annotation, molecular function: nucleotide binding.